Molecule: messenger RNA, 840 nt
Organism: Armigeres subalbatus
Lineage: Eukaryota; Metazoa; Arthropoda; Insecta; Diptera; Culicidae
Product: trypsin-3-like
Exons: 3
Coding region: 10-774 (254 amino acids)
Biological process (GO): proteolysis
Molecular function (GO): serine-type endopeptidase activity
Source: RefSeq, a predicted model, not a curated record
GACUCGGCGAUGAUGGGUAGAUCGGUAGUAGUGGCUGUAGUGUUCCUAGCUGCGGUGUUGGGGAGUGCCCUUGCGGGUCCAAACAUCCACACACGCAUCGUCGGCGGCCAGGAUGCCUCCAUAGAGCAGCAUCCCUACCAGAUCUCGCUCCGUCGAGGUGCGACCCACACCUGCGGCGGUUCGAUUCUUAGUGCUGAUACCGUGUUGACAGCUGCCCACUGCGUUUACUACGCUAAUGUAGAACCUAGCGAUUUUUCGAUACGUGCUGGAUCCACUCUACGCAAUGAAGGUGGGCAAUUGAUUACGGUGUCGCAAAUGUUCGUUCACCCGGACUACGAUGAUUGGACGCUUGAGUGGGACAUAGCUGUCCUAAAGUUGUCGGUGAACUUGGUUUUCGGUAGAAAUGUCCAACCCGUCGCCUUGCCCAGCAGUACUCUCAGGGUGUCUCAAGGAACCAUCGCAUCAAUUGCCGGAUGGGGAUCACUUUAUUAUCAGGGAGCCAGUAAGAACCACCUGCAGCAGGUUUCAGUUCCGGUUGUGGAAAACAGCAUUUGCAGUGUGGCCUAUCAGAACUUCGGACCCAUCUGGUCAUUCCACCUGUGUGCCGGCGCAUUCGGAAUCGACGCGUGUCAAGGCGAUUCCGGUGGUCCACUGGUUAUAGAUGGCACAGUCAUUGGAGUGGUGUCCUGGGGGUACGGGUGUGCCUUCAAUGGGUACCCGACGGUCUAUUCGCGCGUUUCCGAGUUUAUUGAUUUCAUCAAACAACAUUUAUAAUCAUUUACUAAUAAAUAAAAAUGUGCUGCCCUUCUGUGAUAUAAAACUAAUUUUUGAAUGCAAUCA